AUGCCCACAAUCCCACCACGUAAUGUUGGUCGUAGUAAAAAAUAUUCCGGUGAUGCUUUGUUAUCUUUGCUGGGUACCCAACCGCCUGAUUCACCGCCCUCCCGCAAUGAUAUAGCCGAGGUACAAUUGAAAUGGUCACCGGGUAAGCCAGGAUGUCCAGCACCACCAUGCAAAUAUACAUUUUGGUGGUCAUCCCAACCGAAAACGGUGGCUCGUAAAAGUGCCAAGAGCCAACAGCAAAACAUCAACGCAAGCAAUUCUAUUCCCUACACGAACAACAACGAUAGCCAGGAUAGUGACAAUAUACCCCAAUCACCUCCAGAGGAAUCGAAGUCAAAGGAACAAGACGAACAACCAAGCGGUGGAGCUACUAGACCAAAAUUUUCCUUUGCCUCCGACUAUACACCCUCUCGUCAUUUUACUUCUUCAUUUGCCGGACCUUCAAUAUCGGCCUAUAACUUCAAUACCAGUUUACCCACAUCGCUAUCGGCUUUUACCGUCUUAAAUAACGAUUAUACUUCGUCUUCUUCGUAUUUAGCUAAACCGAACGCCAUAGUGCACCCCAUACGACGUUCCGAGGAAACGGCAUUGCCGAAAAAUGCAAAUCUGCUUGGCCGAGAUCUUAGGAUCACUGGCUAUCCAGCCAAUGUUGGAUUAUCGAUAACGCAGCCGUCGUUUAAUCGGGAUGUACAAAAAUUUGCCGAAGAACUUAAACGCAAGCUAAGCUCUUUGGAUUCGAGUAUUGCUGGGAAUCGUGAUCACAGUUUGUCGAAAUUUAAAAAUUCUUCACAAAAUGGCAGCAAUCAAGAAACACUUAACCAACGACCGCUUUUCAUUACCACUGUGCCGCGUGGCAUUUUCCUACCACCGCCAAAAGAAGUUGCACUCGUUUCGCCGCCACGUAAACGGCAGUUGUAUGCGUACUCCUCACAUCCGGUCGUCUAUAAGGGCAACGAGCCAACAACGUCGUCUUUGUACUACCAACACCAACAUCAUUUCAGUCGGCUGCCCUAUCCUGACCAAACGCAAAUUAUCCACAAAAUAAUAACCAGAAGCCAAAAUAGCCAAGAGAAACCACAACAACAACACCAACCACACUACGCCAACCGAAACUCUUCGAUAACAAUGGCCAAGGACAAAUAUUCGAAUACAUAUACAACAGGCUCCACAACUAGUCGUGGGGGUGCAGGUGGCGGUAGCGGGGUCGGUGUUGUUGGAGUUUCGAUCGCCAAUGCUGAUAAAGAUUCGUCGAAAAGCGCUUUGCGUAUAAACGGUGUCAGGGGGCCACCGCAACAACAACCACCGCCACAUGCAUCAUCUUCAACAGCUGGCAAUGCUACCUCACCUCCCUUGGGUGGUAUAAGUAUUACCAAACAACAAUUCCAACAACAACUUGAACAAAGUCGUUCAAAAAGAGAAGUCCCACCAGCCGAGCCAUACAAGAAUAUAAUGUACGACCGUAGAGUUGUACGAGGCAGUAAUUAUGGUACCACAAAUGCCCUCUUGAACGACUAUGAUCCCUUUGACAAGGCAGCAGAAUUACGCCGGCGUCAGGCAUUGCGUAAAAAGAAUGUUAGCCAACGAAAUCAACGUAAUGUUUUGGGAACACCACCACCGGUAACGGGUCGACGUCAUGAAGAUGUACAAACGGAUAAAUAUUUGGAGGAGCUGGUGGCAAGACCACCGGAGCUAUCGGUCGAAACACAAACAGAUCUAUUUCUUGAGAAGCCACCAACGCCACCGUAUGUACCGGCCAAAGUUGGAGUCGAUGUGGCCACCGAGAUAUGCGAUGGUGAACUCUUCCAAUUUGAUGAAGAAGCCCAGCCUAUUAUUGACGCCUUGGUCGAUAGUACAAUGGAAUUGAGUAUAUUGGAGGUGGCCCACGAAAGAGAAAUCCAACACAUACGAAAUAAACAAGCUGAACUACUUGCUCAACGUGAUGCCGAAUUGGCAGAAUUACGUCGCCUUGAGGCCGAAGAGUUACGUUUACAAUCCGAAAAGGAAAGACGCCUGCGACAAGAUGAAAUUGCAAAAUCCUUGGACAGCGAUAUGCAAAAAGAUGUUACCGCUGCCAAACUUCUGCAAGGCCACAUUGCCAGUAUUCUACCCGAAAUUCUGGACAAUCUUGAACCUGCCACCGAUGCUGCCAAGCGUGAAAAACUCAUGGAAACCCUUUGUCCUUGGCUAUCGGCAGAAGUGGCCGAAGAAGUUGGUCACAUUGUGGACUCACGUGAAAUACUUACCGUUAUUAUACAAGAAAUUCUUAAACAGCGUGCUGAAAUAUAUGCCGAUUAUAAAGAACACGAACCAACAGCUCCCAAACAUGAACCCAGUGCCGAAGAAGAGGAACAUCAUAAUAAAACAAUGGGUGAUAUGGAAUCAUGUGAAACAGAUUCUCAUCGGGAGACAAGUCAAGAAGUUUGA
This is a messenger RNA of Musca vetustissima, 2424 nucleotides long. RefSeq lists its product as uncharacterized. The transcript has 6 exons. Gene Ontology annotation, cellular component: cilium. Bases 1 to 2424 code for a protein of 807 amino acids. The record is from RefSeq and is a predicted model, not a curated record. NCBI's taxonomy places the organism in Eukaryota, Metazoa, Arthropoda, Insecta, Diptera, Muscidae.